Messenger RNA from Trichomonas vaginalis G3, 1629 nucleotides. RefSeq lists its product as uncharacterized. Bases 1 to 1629 code for a protein of 542 amino acids. Lineage: Eukaryota; Parabasalia; Trichomonadida; Trichomonadidae. The transcript has a single exon. The record is from RefSeq and is a predicted model, not a curated record.
AUGAAAAAAACGAAAAUUUCAUUAUCAAAACCCGAUUCAUCAAUGAUUACAUUUCUGACAUUUUCAAGUAUAUUACCACUCCUCCUACUCAAGGAUAUGUAUUUUUCGCAGAAAAACCUCCUACAACAAAAUGUUGCCGAUUAUUUUACCGAAGAGUACAUGUUAAUCAAGUCAUUUACUAUUGGUAUAAACAGUGGGUUCACAAAUAUCUUUAAAAUACAUCAUCCAAUUUGUUAUAAAUGCGUUUGUAGAUCAAGAUGGAUUACAGCUUUACACACGGCCAUGAUGGUAAAAUCUUUUGCAUCUGAGAGAGUUGCCAUACUUAUUCCUUCUUAUUUAUAUAUUUUUUCAAUUUGCUUGAUUCAUAUGCAGUUAUCUAAUACAUUCUUGAAGAAUUCAUUCUUAUCUGUCCUUUCUACAAUUGUAUUUUUAUUCGCUGGCGGUCUGGAAUUCUUUGGUUUAUUAAUUCAUGAUUAUCCACCGGAAACUGAUUUCGUUCAUCACAGAAGGAACUAUGAGACAGAAUGGCUUCAUCCAAUUCUUGAAUAUUUAGUACCUUACAGGCCAUCUCAGCUUGCAACUGGAUUAUUUUUAACACUAAUUUCGAUUUUAACACAAGUUGGUAAUAAACCGCAUAGAAAACGUGAUUUAAUAUUAUGUGGAAUUGUUUCUGGCUUGAUUUUACCAGCUCAAUAUCAAGUUUUUGCAGCAUCUGUCUUAUUUACCACUAUUUACUUAUUCUAUCUUCCUAUUUCAAAGGAUGAUAAUGAUGGAAAGAAGAAUAAUAUAUUUGAUAUUGUUUUUUACUUUGUUCCUCUUGGAAUAAUUUCAAUAAUUCCAUUAUUACAAUUUUUCCCAAGAUCUAGUAACUUCAGAUUAUUAUCACAAGAUAAAGUAUCAACACCACUUAUCAAAAGAGGUAUUUUCUUCUCUCCUUUUGUUUAUUGGAUUGAAAACUUGGGAGUCUUUGCAGUUAUCACGCUUACGCUAGGAUUAUUCGUUAUUGGUAAGAAAUUGCAACAGCUAUACUACCCAUCUCUUGUUGUAUUUUUCUUAUUAAAUUUCUUCAAACUACAACCAGUGGCAAGACAGAAUAUUUUCGUAUUUAUUCCGUGUUGGCUCUCAAUAGCUUCUAUUGUUUUCAUGUCCACAUUAUCAUGGAUCUCUCAGAAGCCAAAAUCCGAAGAAUCUAAAGGAAUUGCACUUGCCUGGUGCACAUUUUUCUUUGUCGCGGCAAUUAUGUCAUCUCUAAUUGGAUUACAGAUGUGCCGUAACAACGUUUUCGAAAUAUCUCUUGAAGAACGAGAUGCUGCUGAUUGGAUCACGCAGCAUACAUCCACAAAAGACGUAUUUAUAUCAGAUAUCCAGAAGCCAUAUACCCCAGUCCCUUACUUAUCCGGAAGACGAAUUUUUGCGAGUAGAGUCGAUAUCUUGGAACAGUUUGAUAAAACGGUUGAUUGGAAAAACGUUGAAUUUUCCAAGCUUUUAUCAAACCUUUCUGAUAAAUCUAUCGCAAAAAAGGUGAAAUACGCACUUUUCGGGAGAUCAACUAAUCUGAAUGAGAAUUCGGGCUGGAAAUUGGAAUAUCAUAACUCUAGAUAUAAGAUUUAUUCAAGAAUUAUGGAUUAA